UUGCGAGGUUUAAUUAUUUCACUCUCUCUCACAGGCUGCCCGACCACCGAAACACACACAUCUAUCCAUCUCACUGUCUGCUCUGCGAACCAGAUAUGCCGCCACUCUUAGCCUUCCUCGGCUGAGGUGGCGACAGACUGGCCCUGUCUAAACGUCAUCAGUGCGGGGUAACCUGUUACUGGUGACAAGGUCAACGACUGCAAAUGCUCAAGUUCCGCGCGCAGAAUCCGCGGGUCAGAUAGGAAGGAAGAAAACCGGCGCAGUGAUGGGACAGUUUUCGGGAGGAUGCUACCUGAGUUUGGGCAUCGUUGUGUUUCUCUGUUUGCAGUUCCCGACUACCUUGGCCCGAGGUUCCAGGAGUGAUGCUCUGCAGCAUGGUACAUCAGGGACCCUCCCCCACUUCCUCCAGGAGCCCGAUGAUGCCUAUAUCGUCAAGAGCAACCCCAUCAAGCUCAAGUGCCGGGCCAGGCCAGCCCUGCAGAUCUUCUUCAAGUGCAAUGGAGAGUGGGUCCACCAGAGCCAGCACCAGUCUCAGGAACACACCGACGAGGGCACAGGGUUGAAGAUCCGGGAGGUGAUGAUCAACGUGUCUCGUCAGCAGGUGGAGGAUUUCCACGGCCCCGAGGACUACUGGUGUCUGUGUGUGGCCUGGAGCCACCUGGGCACCUCCAAGAGCCGCAAGGCCACCGUACGCAUCGCCUACCUGAGGAAGAACUUUGAGCAGGAUCCCCAGGGGAGGGAGGUGCCCAUUAAAGGCAUGAUUGUGCUGCACUGCCGUCCACCAGAGGGAGUGCCUGUCGCUGAGGUGGAGUGGUUAAAGAAUGAGGAGCCAGUGGGCUCGGACGGGAACAUCGACACGCGAGCGGACCACAACCUGAUCAUCCAGGAGGCACGUCUGUCCGACUCUGGGAACUACACAUGUCUGGCUAGCAACAUUGUGGCCAGAAGACGCAGCCUCACUGCCACUGUGGUCAUCUUUGUGAACGGAGGGUGGUCGUUGUGGACAGACUGGUCGGCUUGUAACGUGCCCUGUGGGCGGGGGGUCCAGAAACGCUCCCGCACUUGCACCAACCCUGCCCCUCUCAAUGGGGGCGCCUUCUGCGAGGGCAUGUCUGUCCAGAAGAGUACCUGUAAUUCCCUCUGCCCAGUGGAUGGUGGAUGGGCAGAGUGGACAGAGUGGACGGUGUGCAGUGGUGAGUGUGAGAGGCAGCGCAGCCGAGAGUGUACAGCCCCAGAGCCCAAACGUGGAGGCAGGCUAUGUGACGGGGCCGCUCUGGGAACAUUCAACUGCACCGGGGGUCUCUGCACUCACAAUCUGCUACAUGACGCCAAGCCACAGGGUCUGGAGGGAAGCAGUGACGUGGCGCUGUAUUCGGGCCUGGCGGCGGGGGUGGUGACAGUGGUGGUGUUGAUUGUGGCGGUGACCCUCUACCGGAGGAACCAGAGCGAGUACGGCGUGGACGUCAUCGACUCCUCCGCCCUCACCGGGGGGUUCCAGUCCUUCAGCUUCAAGACUACUCGCCAAGGCAACCCCCUGUUGAUUAGUACGUCCCUGCAGCCGGACCUGACAGUGUCACGGACGUACACCAGCCCCAUCUGCUUCCAGGACUCCAUGGAUAAAGAACUAAUUUCCCAGGAGCCUUCGCUCUUCGACCCCCUGCCCGACCUCAAGGUCAAAGUUCACUCCUCAUUCAUGGUGUCCCUGGGCGUGUCAGAGAGGGGGGCCGAGUACCACGCCCAGAAAGCUCACCCCCAGACCUUCCCCCGGGGGCUGGCACCCGACUACAGUGGGGUACGGGUGGACGGGACCCUGAGAGGGAGGAGGGAGAAGAGCCUCCUUGCCCCCCACGCACCGUCUACGCCCUCCAGACCCCCUCUCAGGACGUCCGGGGUGUUGGGACACGCAGGUGGGAGGCUGGUGGUCCCCAAUACAGGUGUGAGUCUGUUGGUGCCCCAUGGGGGGAUAGCUGAGGACACUACCUGGGAGAUGUACAUGGUCAUCAACCAGGAGGACAGCAGCAGUACCCUAUCAGAGGAGAGCCAAGAGGUCCUGCUGAGCCCAGAGGUCACGUAUGGUCCACCGGGCCUCGACCUCUCCUGUCCCGUCGCCAUGACAAUAGCCCACUGCGCUGAGUUCGCCACCGACAACUGGAACAUUCGGCUCAAAAGGCAGACACAGGAUAACAAGUGGGAGGAAGUGAUGUCAGUGGAGGAGGAGAGCACUUCCUGCUACUGUCUGCUGGAGGCUCAGUGCUGCCACCUGCUGCUGGAAAGUCCAGGGCGCUACGCCCUGGUGGGGGAGCCACUGAGCCAGGAGGCUGUGAAGAGACUGAGGUUGGCCGUGUUCGGUAGUGCAGACAACACCAACCCUCUGGGAUACAGCCUGAGGGUGUAUUGUGUCGACAACACCCCCUACGCAUUCCAGGAAGUGGCAUCAGUGGAGCGGAUGAGGGGCGGUCGUCUCCUGGAGGAGCCCAAGACGCUGCUGUUCAGGGGGAACUCCUUCAGCCUGCAGCUCUCCAUCCAGGACAUCCCCCAGUUCCUCUGGAGCAUCAAGCCUUUCACCACCUGCCAGGAGUUCUCGUUCUCUCAGGUGUGGGCUAGUAACCAGCGGCCCCUGCAGUGUGCCUUCUCAUUGGAGCGCUACAGCCCCGCCUCCUCCCAGCUGUCCUGUAAGAUCAGUGUGCGUCAGGUCAAAGGUCAGGAGCAGAUCCUCCAGGUCUACACCUCUGUGGUCGAGAGUGAAAAGGAGGUAGUCCCCUUCUUCACUCAGUCGAACUGUACCACCACGUCGCUGACGGGGUCCAGGGCCUUCAAGAUCCCCCUGUCCAUCCGCCAGAGGAUUUGUGCCACCUUCGACACAGCCAACGCCAAGGGCAAGGACUGGCAGCUGCUUGCACAGAAACUCCACAUAGACAGGAACCUGUGUUACUUUGCACGUCAGGAGAGCCCAUCAGCGGUGAUCCUCAGCCUGUGGGAGGCCCAGCACCAGGACACAGGGGACCUGGACUCUCUGGCCAGCGCCCUGGAGGAGAUCGGCAAGGUCCACUCCUCCACCCACUCCACCUCCAGUAGGGCCACCACACUGACCACCACAGGGACCACCACAAGGACCACCACUACCCUGGGCUGCAGCACUGAGGAGCUGGACACUGAGUUCACCUAACAAGGGGAGGAACGGACGAACUGGAGCCCCAGUAAAGGACCACAAGACUUGGGAUGAAUGGAUGGACCCUAACAAGGAGGAGUACAUACAGAGAACUCCAGUGGACUAAUCCAGCCAGUGGAGGAUUGGGCCUGAGAUCAGAGAGGACUAAGGACUGAAGGGGAAAUAACUAACUACUGUAACUAAAGUCAGACCACCAGGCUGAAUGGAGGGGGAAUAGGGACAAGAUGACAGGGGAACAAGGGGUGCUACAGAAGAAGGGUACAAGGGAGAGAGGAAAGGGGCUGAGGGGGCCCAGGGACAAGGGUUUGAGAGGAGAGGAACACAGGCCAAUGGCGAGGGGUGGAAAAGGAGACAGUGGUAAGGGAGAGGGAGUGUUCAAGAGAUAGGGGUUCUAGAGGUCCUGGUCAAGAGGGAAGCUAUUGUUGUUUAGGUAGACACAGAGGAACUAACUAACCAAGGGACUAAACCACAAACUAGUCAAAAAGUAAACCUCAACUGAACCACAAACCAACAAGAAACGCUCUUCCUAACCUGGACUAUUAGGUCCUGUCCCUCUAGCCAUUCCCCUGGGAAGCCAGAAUGCUUCGUGUUACGUGAAGUUGUUGUCGUUUAUUUUAUAUUUAUUAUAUCUUUUCUUGUUUUUUUCCCUGCACAGUGAUGGUGUGUUCAGUGCAUAGGCCUACUGUGGAACCAGAGAGAAACAAGGAACUCUUUCAAAGUAUUCAGAUGUUGACAUCUGUCAUAUGAUGUCACAAACAUUUGGUUUACCCACACCUAGGCUCUGUUCCAAUACCCACACGAGCAUGCAUUCUACUUUGAAUGAAGCUUUGUAUUGGGGCAUGCAUUCAGUGUGGUAUGCUGGUGUGGAUAUUGGAACGUAGCCAAUCUGUCAUAUUACUGAAAGUCACUGUAAAACUUCUGGUGACACACUAGAGCAGUGAGAGUAAAUAAGAAAUGCAUAUCUGCAGAUGAAUGAAAGAGAAUGUGUUAAGGAUGGGCUAAACUUUUCCCUCGCUGUCACAUGGGUAAGAUCAACACACAAGCAGAAUGGCAAUUUGGCAUGUUUUUUUACCUACAUGUAUUGGUCCGAAAAUGAAUUAAAGUGAUUAGAGUAUUUAUGUGUGCUGCUAACUCUUAAAGGGAUAGUUCGGGAUUUUGGCAAUGAAGCCGUUAAUCUACUUCCCCAGAUUUAGAUGAACUCGUGGAUACCAUUUUUACAUAUCUAUGUCCAGUAUGAAGGGAGGUAGUUUCGCGAGCCAAUGCUAACUAGUGUUAGCGCAAUGACUAGAAGUCUACAGGAACCGAUAGCAUGCUAGCUGUUCCCAUAAACUUCUAGCCGUUGCGCUAACGCUUGUUAGCAAUUGCACUAAUGCUAGUUAGCAACUUUCUUCAAACUGAACGCAGAUACAUAAAAGUGGUAUCCACGAGUUCAUUUGACUCUGUGGAAGUAGAUGGAGGGCAUUGCCAAAAUCCGACCUAUCACUUUAAACUCUUGCUCCAGUGGUGCUGUAGGCCAAAUCAGAUAAACUAACUAACUAACCCUUAGCCUACUAACAGAAAAUGCAAACCCAAUAUUUUUCAUCCUCAAACGCCCCCCCCCCCCCCCCCGCGCGCACACACACACACACACACACAAUAAUACAACAAUUAAAUUGAGGAACAGUGUGCAAAACUGCCAUACAGUUGUUUCAUGGAAUUGACAGUGUUUUUACAUGCCAGUACCGAAUUAUAGUAAACUCUCCAGUCUCCACUACCAAAAGUGUGGGUCACACCAGGCAUGUGACAGAGGUGACCCGCACUUUGUUAUAGCAUUUAAACCCAUCAAACACAAUCGGAGGAGCUGCAGCUAGGAGAUGAUGAACUGACACACACUCUGGGCAAACAUGCAUACACACACACAUACACUAUGUGUGCACACACACACACACCCACACAAACACAGUUCCCCAAUGUGCUGAGGUGUAUGCCUAAUUGAACAUGCAGACGGAUGUCACUACAGUGAUCAUCUUAAAGAGCUAUCUAUACACAGGGCGAGUGUGUGUGUGAGCAUAUGUGUGGAUGGAUGUGUGCACACCUGCAGGUGAGAGUGUGUGUGUGUGUGUGCGUGCGUGUGUGCGUGCGUGCGUGCGUGCGUGUGUGUGUGACAUGACUUUGAAGAUCUGUCUUUGUCCCUUUGGAGAAUCCAGCCUAGUGCUAGUAUUUGAGUUUAUCCUGGUGUGUAAUGUAUGUAUCUCGCAAGCUACUGUCUUUAGAGCUGUAUUCAUUUGGAGAAAAUAAAGAAACAGUACUGAGUAAAACCAUAUCCAUUUGUCAGAGAUAUACUGAGAUUUUCAUCCAAAAAUGUAUCGCUUUUAUUCUGAGCUGCUUUUACAUAAUCCGCCUUUCCUUAAUAGGAAGAAACAUACCUUUGAAAUCUUAGAGAUCCUACUUAGUUCUCAUACUACAAUUAUUAUAUUUUUGUUUAGAGUAAAGAGUAACGACUGAAAGUAGUUGAAUAAUGAUUUUAUCCUGAAAAUAUUAUUAUGUAUACAGUGAGGGGCAUUUAUCAUUAAUUUAAUGAAUUAAGCCAUGAAAGUUCUGUAUACAUUGUCUAUAAUCACAUCUUAUUUACUUAGCUUUGUUUUACGACGCUCUACAUUUGGAAUGUUUAUGUUAAUCAGGUGAAUAGUACGAUGAUUAUUAUUCUGCUUAUCACUAUUUGAUGUAUAUUUUAGCAGAUUUUUGUUCUAUUUUUUCCUCAACAUGAUUUGCAAAUGUAUAUACUCUAUCAUGUUUUGAAAUAAAUAUGCAGUGAAAUUC
Molecule: messenger RNA, 5968 nt
Organism: Salvelinus fontinalis (brook trout)
Lineage: Eukaryota; Metazoa; Chordata; Actinopteri; Salmoniformes; Salmonidae
Product: netrin receptor UNC5D-like
Exons: 17
Coding region: 266-3166 (966 amino acids)
Biological process (GO): netrin-activated signaling pathway
Cellular component (GO): membrane
Molecular function (GO): netrin receptor activity; protein binding
Source: RefSeq, a predicted model, not a curated record